GGUGGGAAAGAUGGCGUAUCAGAGUCUUCGUCUGGAAUAUCUCCAAAUCCCACCGGUCAGCCGCGCUUACACUACCGCCUGCGUCCUCACCACCGCCGCUGUGCAGUUGGAAUUGAUCACACCUUUUCAGUUGUACUUCAAUCCGGAAUUAAUCUUUAAACAUUUUCAAGUAUGGAGAUUAAUCACCAAUUUUUUAUUUUUUGGGCCAGUUGGAUUCAACUUUUUAUUUAACAUGAUUUUUCUAUACCGUUACUGUCGAAUGCUAGAAGAAGGCUCUUUCCGAGGUCGAACAGCAGACUUUGUAUUUAUGUUCCUUUUUGGUGGAUUCUUAAUGACUCUUUUUGGCUUGUUUGUGAGCUUAGUUUUCUUGGGCCAGGCCUUCACAAUAAUGCUUGUCUACGUGUGGAGCCGAAGAAAUCCCUACGUCCGCAUGAACUUCUUCGGCCUUCUCAACUUCCAGGCCCCAUUUCUGCCCUGGGUGCUCAUGGGCUUUUCCUUGCUAUUGGGGAACUCGAUUAUUGUGGACCUGUUGGGUAUUGCAGUUGGGCACAUAUAUUUUUUCUUGGAAGAUAUAUUUCCCAAUCAGCCUGGUGGAAUACGAAUUCUGAAAACACCAUCCGUUUUGAAGGCUAUUUUUGAUACACCAGAUGAAGAUCCCAAUUACAAUCCCCUGCCUGAAGAUCGGCCUGGAGGCUUCGCCUGGGGGGAGGGCCAGCGCCUUGGAGGUUAAAGCAGCAGUGCCAACAAUGGGACCCCGCUGGGAAAGACUUGAGUGGAAUACUCACCGGAAUUCUUUUACCCUUUGUGUUGCAAAAGUGUGGACACUUUUGACAGCUUUACAGAUUUUAAUUCCAGAAGCACUUUAUGAAAUGGUACACUGAUUAAGCCAGAAGACAUUUCUUGCAGUUUACCAGUGGUUCCUCACUACACUGGUAAUGAAAAUGUAAUCACUCGGAGCCAAAAACUGGAGAAAGCAAUAUUCCUGCCAUCUCUAACUAACAAGUACAUGAAUACUUGAGUUCUGUGGCAUAAAGCAGGCCUUUUUCUUCCUCUUCCUUGAUAGAUGAGGCCAUGGUAUAAAUGGAAGUUUCAGAGAGGACAAAAUAAAACAGAAUUCCAUCAGUCUCUCACUGUA
Messenger RNA from Elephantulus edwardii (Cape elephant shrew), 1135 nucleotides. RefSeq names its product derlin 2 (gene DERL2). Gene Ontology annotation, molecular function: ubiquitin-specific protease binding; misfolded protein binding. The transcript is spliced from 7 exons. Lineage: Eukaryota; Metazoa; Chordata; Mammalia; Macroscelidea; Macroscelididae. Bases 11 to 730 code for a protein of 239 amino acids. Gene Ontology annotation, cellular component: endoplasmic reticulum membrane; Hrd1p ubiquitin ligase ERAD-L complex. Gene Ontology annotation, biological process: endoplasmic reticulum unfolded protein response. The record is from RefSeq and is a predicted model, not a curated record.